This is a messenger RNA of Fusarium coffeatum, 939 nucleotides long. RefSeq lists its product as uncharacterized. Bases 1 to 939 code for a protein of 312 amino acids. The record is from RefSeq and is a predicted model, not a curated record. The transcript is spliced from 2 exons. Lineage: Eukaryota; Fungi; Ascomycota; Sordariomycetes; Hypocreales; Nectriaceae.
AUGGCUCUUCAACGUCUCGCAGCCAUCCUGGCUGUCGCUGCUCUGGGUGUUACUGUCAAUGCCAGUCCAUGCAAACCUCACUCUUCAGCCGCUUUAUCUUCAACUGUCAGUCUGGGGUCUACCACAGCACCCCAGGAGACUGCUUCUUCCACCAUCACCGCCGAUGUCACUGAUACCACUGAUGUUCUCGAUACUACCAUCACCGAGACCGCGGCAUCUACAGACACAACUGGCAUCCUGGAAACCACCAUCACUGAAUCCACAGUUUCUACUGGUACUACUGAUGUUUUCGAAACCACCAUCACUGAGACUGCGACUGAUACCGCGACUACCGAUGCUGCGGCCACUGUCGAGCCAAACACCACUACCGACGAUGUCACAACCUUUCUGACCAGCGCUGUCGCUACUGAGGAGCCCACCUCUGCUGAGCCUACUACUACAACCGCCGCUGUACAGCCACCUGUCUGUGUAGAAACCCAGGUUCUCGUCAACCCUAGCUUCGAUGACAACAGCAACGCCUCGCCUUGGAUUCUCGGCGAUGGUGUCACUGUUUCUCAAAUAAACCCUCGUUCAGCUCCAAACUUCAUAUACAACACUGUCGACCAAAAUAGAAAGACCUCCACCAUCUCUCAAAGUUUCGAGGGCAUCACCGGAUUCACCUACCGCCUCGAAUACUACUUUAAUAUGCAAACGGCCAUCAAUGGACGCAGCUUUAGCUGUUCUGUUACACCCAAUAUUAAUGGUCGACAACUUCCUAGCAGCGAAAUAUUGACUGCCAGCGGUCCCUAUGGUUUCAGAUAUUACCAAACAUACUUUGAUUGGGAGAGUUCUGGUGCAUUGACGCUUGCCAUCACCGUUGAGUGCAGUGGUAGUUUCAACGUGAUCAUUAUUGGCUUGGAUGAUGUGGCCCUUACAAAGGUGUGCUUCCGCGCUGAGUGA